AUGAUAUCAUCGGGUAUUACACUUUCUACUCUAGCAACUGCUUUGCAUCCAACAGCUGAUACUGUUGAUCUCACUUCGACUAGUGGUGAACAUGAACGUGGCAUUCUUCAUCGUUUACCUGGCAUGACAUUGAUUGCAGAAUGGCCACAAGGUUCAUUUGUUGAAAAUCUUGUUGCUAAACACGAUGGUCAUCUGUUAGUUACCGUUCAUUCGUCGAAUGAAAUCUACGAAGUCAAUCCUAAUCUUUCCACAGCAAAUCGAACAUUAGUAGCGACAUUUCCGGCAGGUCCAACAGGCAUAACUGAACUAAGUUUCAACCAUUUUUAUGUCAAUGUCGGUACAAUUGGUGAACGAAAUACUUGGAAUAUUUGCAGUCUAACAACUCAUCCUGGAUUGACACCAACGACAGCAAUUAAACAAGUUGUCAAUGUCGAUUCAGCUCUGUUUCUAAAUGGUCUUUGUGUUCUAUCGUACGAGCAUGGAACACUUCUUUCUGUUGACUCAAUGCUUGGGAAAAUAUUUAAAAUUAACGUUCACACAAAACACGUCGAAUUAUGGUAUGAAAAUGAUUUAUUAAAGAAUCGAUCACAUGCUAUAUUAAUGCCUGGUAUCAAUGGUAUACGUCGAUGUUCAGUUGAUGGUUAUCUCUAUCUAACCAAUACAGAUCGUGCAUUGAUAUUUCGUUUAGCUGUUGAUCCAUUUGAUUAUCGUCCUCGAGGACAAUUGGAAACAAUCGUACGAAAUAUAGUUUGCGAUGAUUUCACUAUUGAUUGCAUGGGAACGAUUUAUGCCACAACACAUGUGCAUAAUUCUCUCAUGCGUUUAACACCUGUCAAGGAUGGUGAGUAUUUCAAGGAAGAAAUAGGUACUUUAGCGGAUGGAUUAGCUGGUGCAACGUCGUGUGUGUUCGGUCGAACAUAUCACGAUCGAACAAGGUACGGUUCACUUACCAACGUGAUCAAUCGGAGGGGAACAAUGAGGAUCGAAAUCGAUCACAUUAUUUCUGUUGUUUGA
Messenger RNA from Adineta ricciae, 1014 nucleotides. Lineage: Eukaryota; Metazoa; Rotifera; Eurotatoria; Adinetida; Adinetidae. The record is from the annotation of a GenBank genome assembly.